Molecule: messenger RNA, 1740 nt
Organism: Odobenus rosmarus divergens (Pacific walrus)
Lineage: Eukaryota; Metazoa; Chordata; Mammalia; Carnivora; Odobenidae
Product: 25-hydroxyvitamin D-1 alpha hydroxylase, mitochondrial-like
Exons: 9
Coding region: 31-1557 (508 amino acids)
Biological process (GO): cellular response to peptide hormone stimulus; C21-steroid hormone biosynthetic process; cholesterol metabolic process
Cellular component (GO): mitochondrial inner membrane
Molecular function (GO): monooxygenase activity; iron ion binding; oxidoreductase activity, acting on paired donors, with incorporation or reduction of molecular oxygen
Source: RefSeq, a predicted model, not a curated record
CUCUCCUUCGCCGGUUCCCUGACCCAGACCAUGACCCAGACCCUCAAGCUCGCCUCCAGGGUGUUCCAUCGCGUCCACUGUGCUCCCAAGCUAGGUGCCUCACUGGGCUCCAGAGGCUCCGACUCCGCGCCCCGGAGCUUGGCGGACAUCCCAGGCCCCUCCACGCCAGUCUUCCUUGCUGAACUUUUCUGCAAGGGGGGUCUAUCACGGCUACACGAGCUGCAGGUGCAGGGCUUAUCGCGCUUCGGGCCUGUGUGGUUGGCCAGCUUCGGGAGGGUGCGCACUGUGUACCUGGCGGCCCCAACACUCGUCGAGCAGCUCUUGCGACAGGAGGGGCCCCGGCCGGAGCGCUGCAGCUUCUCACCCUGGGCAGAGCACCGUCGCCGCUGCCAGCGGGCUUGCGGGCUGCUCACGGCGGAAGGAGAAGAAUGGCAGAGGCUCCGCAGCCUCCUGGCACCGCUGCUCCUCCCGCCUCAAGCGGCCGCCCGCUAUGCCGGGACCCUGGACGACGUGGUCCAUGACCUUGUGCGGCGACUGCGGCACCAACAGGGACGUGGGGCUGGGCCGCCCACCCUGGUUCGGGACGUGGCAGGAGAGUUUUACAAGUUUGGACUAGAAGGCAUAGCUGCGGUGCUCCUGGGUUCCCGCCUGGGCUGCCUGGAGGCCGAAGUGCCCCCAGACACAGAGACCUUCAUCCGCGCGGUGGGAUCGGUGUUUGUGUCCACGCUGUUGACCAUGGCAAUGCCUGGCUGGCUUCACCGCCUCGUGCCCGGACCCUGGGGCCGCCUCUGCCGAGACUGGGACCAGAUGUUUGCCUUUGCCCAGCAGCACGUGGAGAGGCGAGAGGCUGAGGUAGCCUUGAGGAGCAAGGGAAAGCCUGAGGAGGACAUGGGAUCUGGGGCACACCUGACCCACUUCCUGUUCCGGGAAGAGUUGCCUGCUCCGUCCAUCCUGGGCAAUGUGACCGAGCUGCUACUGGCUGGAGUGGACACAGUAUCCAACACACUCUCCUGGGCUCUGUAUGAACUCUCUCGGCACCCCGAAGUCCAGAAAGCACUCCACUCUGAAAUCACGGCUGCCCUGGGCCCUGGCUCCAAUGCCCACCCCUCAGCUACUGUUCUGUCCCAGCUGCCCCUGCUGAAGGCAGUGGUCAAGGAAGUGCUAAGACUGUACCCUGUGGUACCUGGAAAUUCCCGUGUCCCAGACAAAGACGUUCGUGUGGGUGACUAUGUCAUCCCCAAAAAUACGCUGGUCACACUGUGUCAUUAUGCCACUUCAAGGGACCCUGCCCAGUUCCCAGAGCCAAAUUCUUUUCGUCCAGCUCGAUGGCUGGGGGAAGGUCCAGCCCCCCACCCAUUUGCAUCUCUUCCCUUUGGCUUUGGCAAGCGUAGCUGCAUGGGAAGACGCCUGGCAGAGCUUGAGCUGCACAUGGCUUUGGCUCAGAUCUUGACCCACUUUGAGGUGAAGCCUGAGCCAGGUGCUGCCCCAAUCCGACCCAUGACCCGGACUGUCCUGGUACCCGAGAGGAGCAUCAACCUACAGUUUGUGGACAGAUAGUCCCAUGGAAGGAGGCUAUCAUCAUCACCCUUUCUCUCAUUGUAGGGAUUUAUUAGGCACAAGACCAAGAGAUAUGUAUUCCCCCUGAGACCUAUUUGACCAGACUGUUUAGAAGGACACUAGCAAACUGCUUGAGGCAGCCCUGACCAAGGUGUGAAAUAUGCCUGGGCCUGACCCAUCAGG